UCGAUUAAUUUCAAUAUGUUUCUAUUAUAUUAUCGAAUAGGGAUUACUUUGGGGAAUCGAUUGUAGUUUUUUUUCAAAGUGACCGACGGUCGUAGUCUCCGGUCACAAAACCGGUUACGCUUACUCCGAGUAUUCCUGAAUAGUUUUCUAGAGUGAAAAAAGAAGCAAGUUUCAUCCCUGUUUCGUUAUUCAUCCAAGAGAGUAUGUGUGUGUGUGUGUAUAUAUAUAUUGCGUAAACUCUACGUAGCGCGAAUGAUUCGCUCGCACGGAAAUACUGGUGCACAUGAAAGAACGCGUAGAACGUUGCUGACGUUGCUUUUGCAUUGACAAAAUAGAAGAGAAGCCACGAUAGAAUUAAAAUAAAUUUGUUGGAUAUUCCCAAGUUAAAAAGAGGAACUCGAUCGAUGAAGUUCGAAACGUAUAGGGAAUCGGAUGUGCCAGCAUGUCCUCGGAAGCCGGUGCGCCAGAAGCAGCGAGCAAGAUCGACAGGCAGGCGUCGGUGUACGUGUUCCCGGGUCCGCAUUACACCGCCUCGACGGGGGGCGCCGUUGUUCCCGACGCGUCGAGCUCCGUUUCCACGAUCAGCCCGAAUGUGUUCGCAAAGGCGAAGUUGGAGAACGACAACGGCGAGAGCGAGGAGCUCGGGGGGCGAGGGAGGCGAAGGCCGUUUCCGAGGACCCACGCGAGAUCGGCAAGCCACGGUGGAAUGUUGGCGGAGUGUCUGACGAGCGGGGGGUUCCAGCCCUACGCGGGCUCGCAUCUUGGUCCUUUGUCCGCGAUCGGCGGGGCGAGGCCCUCGGCCUUGAAGAAGCCCGGCCACCAGAGGGCGUUCAGCCAGGGUCAGGUGGUGGACGUUCAAGGGCACUCGGUCACGGGUCACAGUCGCGUCGGGUCGAAAACGGAUUUUAUCCUGCCGCCUGGCCACAAGGAGGACUCGAAGCCACCCACCGCCGGCAAAGUGCCCUCUUUUCGAGGCCACUCGCGACAAGCAUCCAGGUCGGAGUCGAUAUACACGAUAAGACGUAGCGUUGAACCUCCUUGGUGGAGAAAAGUUUGGGCUCGAUACUUUGGCCCCCUACCAGAGGAACCUCGUUUAAGGACAAUAGUACCGAAUCAUUUAGUGCCGCCGAAAACACCACCGAGUCAACAUCCCAAUGGAAAGAGAGUGAAUAAUAGAGUACGUACGACGAAGUACACGUUGCUGAGCUUCCUACCUCGCAAUUUUUUCGAACAAUUCCGCCGUGUGGCCAAUAUAUAUUUUGUAUUUAUCGUUUUACUUAAUUGGGUGCCAGUCAUAAAUGCUUUCGGCAAAGAGAUUUCCGUGAUACCCAUCAUUUUCGUGCUCGGUGUGACGGCGUUGAAAGAUUAUUUCGAGGAUCAUCGGAGGCUUAUCAGCGAUCGUCGUGUAAAUAAUUCCACUUGUCGUGUCUACGUUCGCGAGGACGACAGGUAUGCGAAGGUAGCGUGGAAAGAUGUGAAGGUCGGUGACCUGGUUCACCUCUCGAACAACGAACUCGUACCGGCUGAUCUGCUGCUUCUGCGAAGCAGCGAUCCUCAGGGCGUAGCGUACAUCGACACGUGCAAUCUGGAUGGCGAGACCAAUUUGAAGGAACGACAGGUUGUGAGGGGUUUCGUGGAUCUCCAGGACACAUUUCAACCGGCCAAGUUUCGUUCCGUGAUCGAGGUCGAUCAACCAAGCACCAGGAUAUAUAGGUUCCACGGAGCUGUCGUACAUCCGAACGGCGGCAGAGUGCCUGUUUCCACGGAGAAUCUUUUACUCAGGCAGUGCUUGUUAAAAAAUACAGAUUUCGUCGAGGGCAUAGUGAUAUAUGCCGGUCAUGAAACGAAAGCUAUGCUUAACCAUGGCGGGCCUAGGUAUAAGCGUUCAAGAUUGGAGAAACGGAUGAACAGUGACGUUAUAUGGUGUGUGGCGAUUUUGAUCGUUUUGUGCGUGAUAGGCGCGACCGGUUGCCGGUUCUGGCUCUCCGAAUUUUCCGAUUUAACGUUCGUCCCAUUCAUACCGAUCCUCCAGGAUGCAAAUUACGAAAGUAUGCUAACGUUCUGGACGUUUGUCAUUAUUCUCCAAGUAAUGAUACCUUUAAGUCUUUACGUCACUCUUGAAAUGGCGAAAGUUGGCCAGGUUUAUCACAUUGGACACGAUAUCGCCCUUUACGACGCGGAGACGGGACGCUCGGCUGAAUGCCGCGCGCUCAAUAUUACAGAGGAAUUGGGUCAGGUGCAGUAUAUAUUCUCUGAUAAAACUGGCACGCUCACUGAAAAUAAAAUGCUGUUUAGACGGUGCGCCGUGGGAGGGCAGGAUUAUUCGCAUGGCGGAGAUGGUGAAAAUUUGAUACCUUCUUCGCGAUUGAAGGAAGAUCUUCUUAUAGGUACAUUUAGGCAACAUUUACAAGAAUUUCUAAUCGUGUUGGCGAUAUGUAACACUGUUGUGGUCAAUUCUCAACCGCAUUAUGACACUAUGAACUCGAGCGGAGUGAUCGAAGAGCCUCAGAAAAACGGCACUGAAGAAAGUGGAAGGUACACAAGAAUGAUAGAUUCUCGAAGUUUAACUCCUUCGCCAAUUAUACCUUUAUCGGCGCUUCCUUUGUCUCGACCGACAAACAGCCUCGAUGAAAACGUGUCGUCGAUCUCUUCUAUGGUAGAAAUUGAAUCUCCUCUUCACAAUUCCACCAAACUGUCGAAUAAAUUGUCAAGGCCAAAAUUCUUAAAUGUAACGUCGAUAUCAAGCCUAGGAAUAGGAUUACUUGGAAGAAAAUUAUCUCCAAACGGUGAACAGAAAAGACGCGGCCCACUAAGUCCCGUUAUCGAUGCGAGUGGAAAGAGUGGAGACGAAUUGUUACCUAGAGCUGCGAUUUACGAAGCGGAAAGUCCGGACGAGCUUGCUUUGGUGAAUGCAGCAUGUGCUUAUAAUGUGAAACUUCUUAAACGGACAUCGCGUAACGCGAUUGUUUCGUUACCGGAUAAAUCUAUUCUUAGUUUUGAAAUUCUUCAAAUUUUGCCAUUUGACUCGAAUAGAAAAUGUAUGUCUAUUUUAAUACGACAUCCUCUCACUAAUGAGGUAGUAUUAUAUAGCAAAGGUGCUGAUACAACGAUACUAUCAUCUCUAAUUCCUCAAGAUGAAAAUUCUAUAACGACUAUAAAAAUUCGACAAUACCUUCAAUCGUAUGCACGGCAAGGUCUUCGAACUUUGGUAAUGGCUAAGAAAUCUCUAACGAUGCAAGAAUACGAGAAUUGGCGUCAAAAGCAUUCUGAAGCAGAACUUGCAAUGGAAAAUCGUGAACUUCGUAUUAAAGAUUCUUAUGCAAAUCUGGAAUGUCAUUUGACCCUGCUAGGUGUUACUGGAAUUGAAGAUAAACUUCAAGCUGGAGUACCUGAGACUAUGGACACUUUAAUGGCAGCAGGAAUUGUAGUUUGGGUUUUAACAGGAGACAAACCGGAAACCGCGGUUAAUAUUGCAUAUUCAGCGCGUCUUUUUUCGCCUGCGAUGCAAUUAUUGUGGUUACAAGCAAGAUCCAAGUCUGUUGCUGAAGCUUUAAUUCAUGGAUAUUUGGAAUCUACACGUAAAAAGAAUACAGUUCAGGAAAUAGAAAAUAUUAGGGAAAUUACAAUGCUUAAUCGUGAUGCAACAGAAAAUGAGGCAUAUAGAAUAGAUAGCUCUUGGCCGAGACAACGAGCACUUGUUGUUGAUGGCAAAACUUUAACUGUUAUCCUUGAUCCACGAUCAGGAUUAACUGGAUUAUUUCUUGAGUUAACAAAAACAUGUUCUAGUGUAUUAGCUUGUAGAGCUACACCUCUUCAAAAGGCAUAUAUAGUACGUAUAGUAAAGGAACAAUUGGGAAUGAGGACUUUAGCGAUUGGUGAUGGUGCUAACGAUGUUAGCAUGAUACAAAUUGCAGAUGUAGGAGUUGGUAUUUCCGGACACGAAGGUACACAAGCUGUCAUGGCUGCAGAUUUUGCCAUUUCACGAUUCUCGAUGCUUAGCAGACUUCUUUUGCUACAUGGUCAUUGGUGUUACGAUCGAUUGUCUAGAAUGAUCUUAUAUUUCUUUUACGAGAACGCUACCUUCGUUUUCGUUUUGUUUUGGUACCAGAUUUAUUGCGGAUUUACUGGAACUGUUAUGAUGGAUCAAAUUUAUUUAAUGCUAUAUAAUUUAUUGUUUACGUCUAUGCCACCACUUGUAUUAGGCAUAUAUGAUCGAGUGGCUUCAUCCGGUGUUUUAUUAUCUAUGCCUCACGUGUAUAAAAGAGGACGUUUGGGAUUAGUAUAUCAAGCGCAUACAUUUUGGAUAACCAUUGCUGAUGCUUUGUAUCAAAGUAUCGUAAUUUUCUUUAUAAAUGAGGGUGUAUAUUAUGAUUCAAUUAUUGACAUUUGGGAAUUUGGAACUACUAUAAUGACAUGUUGCGUUGUUACUAUGUUGACUAAUAUUGCCAUAGAAAUUAGAUCUUGGACUAUAAUACAUCUCUUUGCCGUAAUGGGAUCAUUGGGAGUAUUUUUUGGUUUUUGUUUAAUUUAUAAUGUAGUUUGCGUUAAUUGCAUGGGUCUUUUAUGUUCAUAUUGGGUAAUGGAAAUAGCUGUCAUGAGAUAUACAUAUUGGCUUACAGUAAUACUUACCUGUGUUUUGGCAUUGUUACCUAGAUUAUUCUAUAAAACUAUAAAAUCGACAAUAAAUCCAGAUUUUAUGCAAAGUGCUAUAUUUAAUGCACCAUCCAAAAGUGGCAGUCAUAGACAACGAAUCGCGGAGAGAAGAGAAAAUAGUUUUAUUGCAGGUUGGUCACGUUCGACGCAACAUGCUACUAUAAGGUAUGAGUACAAAUUUGUUUUUCGAAUAUAUAUUUUUGAAUUACAUAUUUUUUGAUUUUCUUAUAUUUCAGAACGGGGACUAAACACGAUUCAUUGACAACUAUUGUUGCAUGACAUAUCCUGAAUAAAAUAAGACUGUCAGCACGUUAUAACAGAAUAAUUAAAACUGUUAAUAGUGCUAUUCUAUUAAAAUUAUUGGAAAAAAGCGAUGUCCUUUGCCGCAUUUCAAUCUUCAUUGUUCCUAAGAAUUGUAAAAGUAUUGUCAGGACAUGUAUUAUUAAUUUUAAUAUGCAUUUUUUCAUGAAAAAAUGCUAUAGUUUAUGGAAAUUAUGUUAGUUAUUGUUUAAUAUUAAUUUUUAUUAUUCAUCGAGUGGCCUUAAAUCUAGACUAUUACUGUUUAUUGCAUUUGAUGGCUGUGACUUUUAGGGACCAAAACUUUUAAUCCAAUAGUUACGAUAUCGAUUAGUGAUUCGAUUGAAAAGUGCAUGCUUCACUUGCAUGCAUAUCGAAUCAAUUUAUUUACAUUACAAUUUCUCGUAUAAGUGUAAAAAAAUGUAUAUUGUAAAAAAAAAAAAAUAUAUGUAAAAUGUAUAUUGUCUUUUAUGAAAUUCAUAUUAUAUAAAUUAUAAACUUGCGCUAGUAAUAUGUACGAGUAUAAUGCAUAUAGAUUUUAUACUCGUGAUUGUAUAAUACUAAUUUUGGAAAUACGUAUGAUCUGCCAGCAUAGAAGUUUUAUUAAAUGUGUACGUAUAUUAGACAUCGUUACAAAUGUUGAUAUAGUAUUUUGAUAAAUGAUAAAGAACAAAAGAAAAAUGCGUGUAUAUAAUAAUUUAUCAGUAAAAUCAAGUAUUCUGCAAA
Apis cerana (Asiatic honeybee) is the source of this 5676-nucleotide messenger RNA. RefSeq names its product phospholipid-transporting ATPase VD. Lineage: Eukaryota; Metazoa; Arthropoda; Insecta; Hymenoptera; Apidae. The record is from RefSeq and is a predicted model, not a curated record. Gene Ontology annotation, cellular component: plasma membrane. Gene Ontology annotation, molecular function: ATPase-coupled intramembrane lipid carrier activity; ATP hydrolysis activity; magnesium ion binding. Gene Ontology annotation, biological process: phospholipid translocation.